Messenger RNA from Thlaspi arvense, 516 nucleotides. NCBI's taxonomy places the organism in Eukaryota, Viridiplantae, Streptophyta, Magnoliopsida, Brassicales, Brassicaceae. The record is from the annotation of a GenBank genome assembly.
GAUUGUGGCUUGCGAAUCUGUAGGAAAUCGAAGCUGUAUCGGUUCGAUAAAGAUGGGAGUCAAUGGAAGGAGAGAGGUGCUGGUACUGUAAAGUUCUUAAAGCAUAAGGAGUCUGGGAAGAUUCGUCUCGUUAUGAGGCAAUCGAAAACUCUGAAGAUCUGUGCUAAUCAUCUCGUUACAUCGGGCAUGACUGUUCAGGAACACGCUGGGAACGACAAGUCUUGCGUAUGGCACGCUCGUGAUUUCUCCGAUGGUGAAUUGAAAGAUGAGCUUUUCUGUAUCCGCUUUGCUUCAGUUGAGAACUGCAAAGCAUUUAUGCAAAAGUUCAAGGAAGUCGCUGAAUCUGAAGAAGAGAAAGAAGAGAGCAAAGACGUCUCUGAUACAGCUGGUCUUCUUGAGAAGUUAACAGUGGAAGAGAAAGAAACAGAGGAGAAAAAGGAAGAGAAACCAGUGGAGAAAGUAGCAGAGAAAGCUGUUGAAGAAAAGAAAACUGAGGAGUCUGUUCCUUCAGCUUAA